Messenger RNA from Hibiscus syriacus, 921 nucleotides. RefSeq names its product two-component response regulator-like APRR7. Gene Ontology annotation, molecular function: protein binding. The coding region runs from base 1 to 921 and encodes 306 amino acids. Gene Ontology annotation, cellular component: nucleus. The record is from RefSeq and is a predicted model, not a curated record. The transcript has 4 exons. Gene Ontology annotation, biological process: regulation of flower development. Lineage: Eukaryota; Viridiplantae; Streptophyta; Magnoliopsida; Malvales; Malvaceae.
AUGUCUUACAAUAUUUCAGUUUCUGAAGGGUCUUCUUCCUUCAGCCGCUAUAAAAUGGUUUCUCCGGCGACGUUGGACGAGCACUUACUCUUUGAUCUUCCUUUCUCUCCUCUCUACGAAGAUUCAUCCGAUUACAAUCUUCAAGCUUUGAUGAACCAACAAAACCCAAUCGAUGAAUCCACUUGUUCUUCAGAUCAAUUGGUUUCAUUUUCAGGGCCACCGUUAACGGACCAGCUUGAAAAUCUCAGCCUUUAUCAGACCAACCACUUUCAAUCUCUUUCAUUUGAUCCAAAUGUAGGAAACGGGUACCGGAGCUUCAGAAGCUUGAAUUUUGCAGCAGUUAAACAUGAACAAUGUCAAAUGGAUUUCGAUUCAGCUUACAGUACUGAUGUAGAAAAUGCAGCAAAUUCUUCUGAAGCAGAGUCUAACUCUUUAUUCCGACCUCUUUUUGAUUCUCUCAUAGAUUCACAGAAUUUCCCAGGGGAAGCCGCGUCCAGCUUGCCGGAGAACACCUUUUUCGCCGGACAUAUGAGGAAGGUUUCCAGCACUGGCUACUUAGUGAAUAUGAGAAACGUGAGUGGCAACCAAAGGUCAAAUCAAAGCACAUUAACAGUAGAGAAGUCGUUAAUGGAGGAAGCGCCGUUCAAAGUGGGGCGAUACAACCCAGAAGAGAGACAAGAGAGGAUUUCAAAGUACAGAGCAAAGCGUAAUCUAAGGAACUUCAACAAAACAAUUAAGUAUGCAUGCCGGAAAACACUGGCAGACAACCGUCCCCGUAUACGUGGCAGAUUCACCCGCAACGAUGAAAAUGUGGAGACCCCCAAAGCAACAUGGUUGCAUGAGGUGGAGGAUGAGAUAAUGGAAAGAGGAGCUUUUAACGACAGUUUCAGCCAGUAUCACCAUCACCAUGCUUACUUUUGA